AUGCGUACAAAAUAUUCAUCUGGAUUGGAUGUUCAAGAAUCAUUGCAGCAAUUAAAGUUUCACAGGGAAACCGAAACAACAAAGCUUUUUGAGGACGGCAUUCAAUACCAUGAUAAUACAAGGUUGGCAGACAGUCUUUACAAAAGAGUACGUGUACUUUGCUGGAUCUUGUCUUCCCCAGACAACCUUAAAAGAAAAGCUCAACAUGUCCGUGCCACCUGGGCGAAGCGAUGCAAUAUUGUUAUAUUCAUCAGCUCCAAGACAAAUACAAAUUUCCCGGCAGUGGGUUUUAACACAACUGAAGGCGUAUACCAUGUAACUGCUAAGACAAUGCAUGCAUUUAAAUACUGUUGGGAUUAUUAUAGGGAUCAAGCUGACUGGUUCCUUAAAGCUGAUGAUGAUUCAUUCGUCAUCCUAGAAAAUCUGCGAUAUUUUUUAUCAGCUUAUAAACGAACAGAUCCUUUAUACUUUGGACAUAAGUUUAAGACAAAGCUGAAACAGGACUAUUUCCAGGGUGGAGCGGGUUAUGUGUUAUCUCAUGAAGCACUGAGACGUUUUGGUGAGAAGGGAUUUCAGGAUCCCAAACACUGUCGCCCAAAAGGAGGCGCAGAAGACAUCGAGAUUGCAAAAUGUAUGGAACAUCUAGGAGUUACCAUGGGAGACUCGAGGGAUGCUAUGGGACGGAGUCGUUUUCAUGUUUUUAAUCCCCCAAUACAACUCGAGGGAAGAUUUCCUGCAUGGUACUACAAGCAUGAUGCGCAUGGAGCUCCAUAUGGUCCUGAAAGCAUCAGCAAAUACGCAGUAUCAUUCCAUUCAGUCGAACCCCAAAUGAUGUACCAUUUAGAUUACUACAUAUAUCAUCUACGUCCUUAUGGUAUCGUCACUGGCAAUAUGGAACGCAAUGCCAAACCUUAAGAGGUUUGCUGACGCUCACACAUGAGGGUACCAAACAAUGCAUUUGAUGAUCGACUUGCAUACCAAGCUUAUGUUUUUGAUAAUGAACUUAUUCUGAUAUUCCUUAUUUGGGGGUUAUUCCCCUUUAAUGGAAUACUUAAUGGAGGCCGAAGAAUUGGUCUUCAGAAACAUUCAUAUUUUGGGCUACUAAUUAUUUUCAUCAUAUAUCUUUGCAAUUUUUAAAAAAUUACUGAUAUUUAGCUCAUUUGUAAGCAUUCGAUUUCCUACCAUCCUUCAAUAUUUCAUAACCAUCAUACUGAUAAUCACAAUGUUACAGCACUUUAAACACAGUGGCCUUUAUUUCACUUUAAACAAACCUGCACGUGUCGUCCAAAAUGUCCGUACCUGAUUUCUACCUCUGGGGAUACGCCAAAGAUACUAGCGUGUACAAGAAUGACCUUAGGACAAAUGCAGACCUCAAAAGGGAGAUCAUCCGUGUCAUUCAGGCCAUAUCUGCUGAGGAAUGCUGUCGGGACUUUGACAACUUAAUUGCGCAGCGCAAGUAUGGCCACACCUGGAGCAUGUUGUUGAAAGUGCUGUAA
Messenger RNA from Owenia fusiformis, 1496 nucleotides. The record is from the annotation of a GenBank genome assembly. Lineage: Eukaryota; Metazoa; Annelida; Polychaeta; Sabellida; Oweniidae.